UUAAAAAAUAUUAGGUUUAAAAAACAAAAAAAAAAAUUAUACGCUUCUACACACAAACAUUUAUUUCGACUAACUUUGUUUUUGUUUUGUUUUUUAUAUCUUGAUGUUUUAAUUGAGUUAUUUAAAGUUUUAUGUUGAACAAAGUUUUAUUGUUUGUAUUAAUGACUCCGUACUUAAUUAUUAACAUUACAAAGGAAAAAGAAGUAAAUAAAUACUGUCUUAAAAUCAGGAGAUAAGUUUUAGUGUGGUGAAUAUAAUCCGUAAUAUAAAGUUUAAAUCCAGGACUCGUCAAUGAUAUAAAUAAUAAAACAAAAAACAUUUUUUGAAAGGAUUUUUUGUAUUUAUCAGUUUGUAGGGGUGGUAUGUGGUUGAAUUUUUGGCACCAUGGAUCCCAGUUUUCUUGCGAAUAUGGACCGGGACGCAUUGAAAAAGCAAAUCGAGAACAUGAAAUAUCAGGCCACUAUGGAAAGAUGGCCUUUAUCUAAAAGUAUAGCAGAAAUGAGGUCAUUUGUUGAAGAAAAUGAAAAAAAUGAUCCAUUAAUAAAUGCCCCGGACAAAAAGAACAAUCCAUGGGCUGAAAAAGGAAAAUGCGUCAUCAUGUAAUAUUUUUACAAUUACAAUAACAAUUACUACUAUUAUAAUAAUAAUAUAAACAAACAAUAUAUCGACAAAAGUUUAUAUAAAAAUGAUGAAAAUAGUAUAGCUAUCAAUUAUACGAGUAAUAGCAAUAAUAUUGAAGAGCAACAAACAACAAAAAGUUUGCAAAAUUUACAACCUCAAAUUUUACAGCAUAACAAUGAACAAGAAAGUUUCCAGCUACAUAUAAAUAAAGGAUCACAAGCAUUUAAAAUUUUUAAGAAUAUGCUGAAUCCAAAUGCAACAACAACAAUAGCAACCAUUUCAUCAAUUUAUCGACCAAUAAUCGUCUAUUUUGUUACAUUUGUUCUUUGGAUAUUAAAAAAGCUAUGUAAAAUUCCGUUUUCACAAUAAUUUCUCAUUUUAGAAAAAAAAUUCAUGGGUGUCAGUCAGUGUAUUUAAUUAUACUGCAAAAUUAAAUUAUUCUAUUAUAUUAAGAUCAUGUCAUUUUGCCACAAAAAAAUUAAUAUGCGUACAGCAACUCACUUUAAACUAUACACAACAAAUCUCUCUUAAUUUUUUUGAAAACCUUUUUGAAGUUUUCAGUAAUAUUAGUUAUCGUUAUUCGGUAACUUAAGUCGGAAAAACAAUUAAAAAUAUAAUAAUUGCAGUUAAUUCAACAAAUACAUAUACAUAAAAAGAAAAUCUGUUGCAGCAAUUUGAUAAACGAGUAAAAUGCAUACUGACCUACAAUUAAUUUUAAUAAACAAAAAUAAUAUUAAAAUAUAUUACUUUUAAUAUAAAAAUAUAUUUAUAUUAUAUUUACGUACAUUUUAACAUAAAUUAUACAUUUUAGGUUUAUAAUUUAAAUAAUUUUGAAAGUAGCAGCUAAAUAACUAAUAGUUAUGACAAGUCAUUUUUUCGAACUUAAUGUAAAAAUUUCCAAAAUUUUUGAGCAAAAUUUUGUUUCAAAGAUAUUGCCAAUAUUAUAAAAUGCUAAAAUUAGUAUAAUUAAUCUAAAUUAAUAAAACUAAAUUAUUAAAAAACAGUUAAAAUAUAUUGCUUUCUUUAAAAUUGUAAUACUUUUUGAAAAAAAAUUAAUAAAUGUUACCAAUAUAAUUAGGUAUUUUAUGAAGCUCUUUUACUCUGGACAAAAAAAAUCGGAAAGAAAAUUUUUUGAUAUAUAUAUAGGAACAAUUAAGUUUGCUGAAAUAAUGCACUUUUUUAUAAUUAAAAGAUACUUAUCAUAUAUUGUUUUCAAAUAGAGCGUACGUAGUACUAUAAUUGUUCAAUACUCCAGAGAGAUCAAAUACAUACAUAUGUAUAUAUAUAGUAUGUAUAAUUUAUUUUAUACUUAAUAUUAGAUAUAUCGAACAAAUCGAUUAGUUAUAUCGGCAACCCAAUGUAGUUUUUCUAACUAUAAAAUGAAAAUAAAAAACGAAAGUCUGUACAAUUCUUGAAAAUUUAUAUCGAAUUUUUGCUUUUUUGUAUAACUAUAAAUUUAAAAGAUAAGUAGAAUAUUUUUCAUUUGCUAAAAAAUAUCAAAUACAAAACUUUCAACUAGGUUUCUAUAAACAUACUUAUACAUAACAGUAUUUUAAUUUAAAAGAGAAUUAAAAUAAGAAAAGCAAAUCAUAAAUGCAUAAUAACCUCUUAACGCAACUGUAAAUUUUACUACUAUUAAAAGAAAGAUCAACUAUGUACAUUUAUCUUAAUAUAUGUAUGUAUAUUAACAUUUAGGAAAUUAAAUAAAUGCAAACCACAAAAUUUACAUUAUAAAAAGUAAAGAAAUUGUAAUAAAGUAAUAUUAAAAUAUAAAAACUAUAAAUUA
Condylostylus longicornis is the source of this 2407-nucleotide messenger RNA. RefSeq names its product guanine nucleotide-binding protein subunit gamma-e (gene Ggamma30A). Bases 385 to 603 code for a protein of 72 amino acids. Gene Ontology annotation, biological process: sensory perception of taste; phospholipase C-activating G protein-coupled receptor signaling pathway. NCBI's taxonomy places the organism in Eukaryota, Metazoa, Arthropoda, Insecta, Diptera, Dolichopodidae. Gene Ontology annotation, cellular component: heterotrimeric G-protein complex. Gene Ontology annotation, molecular function: G-protein beta-subunit binding. The record is from RefSeq and is a predicted model, not a curated record. The transcript has 5 exons.